AUGGACAUCAAGGCAACAUAUUUAUGGACGGACACUCAAGUGACGCUCACAUGGAUCAAAAAACACUCAUCUCGAUGGAAGGAUUAUGUGCGCAACAGGGUAUCACAAAUCCAAGAACUCACGAUACAUGCUCAUUGGAAAUUUGUUCCAGGUACAAUCAAUCCUGCUGACUGUGCAUCUCGUGGUGUAACAACAGCUCAACUUGAAGAUCAUACAUUGUGGUGGGCAGGACCACCAUGGUUGGCUCAACCGAAAGAUCGUUGGCCCGCUCAGCCAACGUGCUCGGACGAGCAGUGUACAACAGAAUCGCGCCCAGGAGUGUCACUCUUCACAACUAACAUAAAGGUGGAUUACGACUGGGAUCUCAUCUACAAGUAUUCAUCGCUCAAUCGACUGCUCAGAAUCACAGCUCUCUGUCAGGUAUUUAUUCGACGAUUGAGAAAACGACACGAGGGCUCUCAAGCUUCACACAUCUCAGUCGCUGACUUAGAGCAAGCUAAGAUCUUCUGGAUCAAGGUUACUCAAUCAACAUUUUUUGCACAUGAGCUGAAGAUGCUCAGCUCACAAUCACGUCUAGCAACUUCUCAUCCAUUCAGUCGUCUCACAGCAUUUAUUGAUCAUCAAGGGGUUGCUCGUGUGGAGGGACGACUCAAGAAUUCCACCCUCAAUUAUGAAGGCAAACACCCUGCAAUACUCCCUCGUCAUUCGAGAUUGUCUGAAUUAAUCAUCAGCUGGUCCCACCAACGGACACUACAUGGAGGCACACAACUCACCUUGGCGCAUAUCAGGCAAUCAUAUUGGAUCAUCGGUGGACGUGCUCCAGUAGAAUCUCAUAUCUUGCGGUGUGUGGUGUGUGCUCGACAAAGGGGGAUUCGUGCCCAUCAACUGAUGGGCCAACUACCUCUGCCUCGGGUCACACCCUCACGUGCAUUCACGCAUACUGGCAUCGAUUAUGCUGGACCACUCACACUCAAAACAUGGAAGGGAAGAGGAGCCAAAACUCAUAAAGGAUGGAUUUGUGUGUUUGUCUGUUUCGCCACAUCUGCGGUUCAUCUAGAAGUUGUUUCAGACUACUCAACGGACGGAUUCAUCUCAACGUACAGAAGAUUUGUCUCAAGAAGAGGCAUCCCUCAUUCAUUGUACUCCGACUGUGGCACAAACUUUGUCGGAGCAGAGAAAUCUCUCCAAACAUUGUUCACAGAGAGUUCUCAAGAUAACCGGCGCAUCUCAUCCCUGCUUGCUCAAGAUCGCACUCAAUGGAUUUUUAAUCCACCAGCUGCUCCACACAUGGGUGGUAAAUGGGAAGCAGUGGUAAAAUCACUCAAACACCACUUGCGUCGUACCAUAGGAGAGACGUUGCUCACAUUCGAAGAAACGACAACCCUGCUUGCUCAGAUUGAAGCGAUCUUGAACUCACGACCUCUCGAACCACUCAGCGACGACUCAGAUGACAUCUCAGCGCUCACCCCAGGACAUUUUCUCAUCGGAAGUGCUCUCACAUCAGUACCGGAGCCGUCACUGAAGGACUUAGCCACCUCAAGGUUAUCCCGAUGGCAAUUCAUACAACAGCGAGUACAGCAAUUUUGGUCUCAAUGGUCAGCUCAAUAUCUGCAACGACAACAAGCAAUCUCGAAGUGGCAUCACCCAUCCAACGCCAUACAAGUGGGCUCAUUGGUUCUCAUCACCGACGAGAGGCUCCCGCGAUGUAAGUGGCCAUUACCCAGAGUUUCCACCCUGAUGCCAGCCAAGGAUGGACUCACCCGCGUGGUGACCCUGAAGACACCCACCAGACCAAUCACCAAGCUGGCACCGCUGCCCAUUGCUCAUCAAGGCCAAGCUCAACAUCCGUAG
Molecule: messenger RNA, 1851 nt
Organism: Vollenhovia emeryi
Lineage: Eukaryota; Metazoa; Arthropoda; Insecta; Hymenoptera; Formicidae
Exons: 1
Coding region: 1-1851 (616 amino acids)
Biological process (GO): DNA integration
Molecular function (GO): nucleic acid binding
Source: RefSeq, a predicted model, not a curated record